Molecule: messenger RNA, 1098 nt
Organism: Argentina anserina (silverweed cinquefoil)
Lineage: Eukaryota; Viridiplantae; Streptophyta; Magnoliopsida; Rosales; Rosaceae
Product: lactoylglutathione lyase
Exons: 9
Coding region: 58-759 (233 amino acids)
Molecular function (GO): metal ion binding; lactoylglutathione lyase activity
Source: RefSeq, a predicted model, not a curated record
CUAUCUCUCAUCUCGAUCACACACACACUCUCUCUCUCUCGCUCACACAGUCCUCCCAUGUCACUCACAGCCGCCUUUUCCCGCCUCUCCCUGAUCCGAUUCACACCCAGAACCUCUCCAUCGCCCCCUUACACAAAACCAUUCUUUCUCCCCAGCCCAAAGGCUCCCAAGUUGCGAUAUUUCCGAUUGUUUUCAAUGGCAUCCUCCUCGGACGACAAAGAUUCGCAGUUUAAGAAUCCGGGUCUCCAGGCCGUCCCGGAUGAAGAGACAAGGGGUUACAUCAUGCAACAAACUAUGUUUCGAAUUAAGGACCCGAAAGUCAGUCUUGAUUUCUACUCCCGUGUGCUCGGCAUGUCGCUACUUAAGAGGCUGGACUUUCCAGAAAUGAAGUUUACUUUGUACUUUCUGGGCUAUGUGGAUGUUGCCUCAGCUCCUACUGAGCCAGUUGAUAGAACUGUUUGGACCUUUGGUCAGAAAGCUACAAUUGAGUUGACACAUAAUUGGGGGACUGAAAGUGAUCCAGAAUUCAAAGGAUAUCACAAUGGGAAUUCAGAACCUCGCGGCUUUGGGCACAUUGGGAUUACUGUUGAUGACACAUACAAGGCAUGUGAGCGAUUUGAACAUCUAGGGGUUGAAUUUGUGAAAAGGCCCGACGAUGGAAAGAUGAAAGGUAUAGCAUUCAUUAAGGAUCCAGAUGGUUACUGGAUCGAGAUCUUUGACCUUAAAACUAUAGGCAAAGUCACUCUGGGUGCUUCGUGAGGUUGGACCGGACUUCUAUGGCUAGCCGUGUAACCAAAAUCUAUUUGGUAUUGAUGCAGUUUGACUAAGGUGUUAUAGGCGAGCUUCUCUGUUGCUGUCAUUAAUACUUGAGGGCCUAGUCUAGUAAGUGGACCUUUUUUGCACUUACUGUGUGCUUUGUUAUACUUGCUGCUGGAGAUGAGAGUUCUGUGGCAAGUUAUGUUUGUUUUGUCUACUUAACUGUUGUUCGGUUCAAGCAUUGGUCUCUCUAUUUGUUCAGCAUUGAUAAUCUCUUGUAUGCCUUAUCACACAGAAAUAAACCUCAUCAUAAUAACAUCUCCUAGUCCUAUCCAAAAGAAA